Molecule: messenger RNA, 870 nt
Organism: Drosophila bipectinata
Lineage: Eukaryota; Metazoa; Arthropoda; Insecta; Diptera; Drosophilidae
Product: putative trypsin-6
Biological process (GO): proteolysis
Molecular function (GO): serine-type endopeptidase activity
Source: RefSeq, a predicted model, not a curated record
UUAACAAACUAACCCAAUGACCAAAGUAGAGCUAUUUUUAUAUUUUAUUGUACUCGUAGUGCCCGAAAAAAUCCAUUCCUUGACGGGUGGUGAGCCGGUACUGCGUCAAAAUUAUGGCUAUGUUGUUCAGAUCCAUGAUGACAAUUUCUUGGCAAUUGGAACACUUUUCACAGCCCGCUAUAUACUGACAGUCGCCCAUAGUUUCCCCUCAAGAAUAAAACUAGAAAAACUGACGGUAGUUGCUGGGAACGAUAAAUUAUGGCUUAAGAACAAGGGUCUAUCGGUGGCUGCGAUACACAGACAUCCCAAAUUCUCAUCUCUAACGUUACGCAACGAUAUCGCCGUUCUAAGAGUUAAAAAUCCCAUACAAUAUAAUCGUUUCAUUAGCUAUAUAUCAUUAUGUACAAAACCACUACCCAUUGAGAAGAAUACCACCGAAAUUCUGAUAGUUGGUUGGAAUUUCUUAGAUCUAUUGGAAUCGAUGAAAACGAUACGUGUCGAUAUCGAUAGUCCGACCAAGUGUCGAUCGAAAUUUGUACAAGUGCCGGAGGGUGUUUCGUGUGCCGUUUCCACAUCGAAUCCACAGGGAAUCUGUUAUGGCGAUUCGGGUAGUCCCCUGAUAGUUGGCGGAGAAUUGUGCGGCAUGGUGAUUGGGUUUCGACGUUGCAACAAUUCCCGAUAUCCGGGCCUCAUCACCGAUGUAUAUUUUCAUCGCGAAUUCAUCUCCAAUGCCAUACUUAAGCUGGACAAGGAUAUGUUAAAGGUUUAAUCACCACGAAGGACUCACCUGCAAGGAAAUAAAAAAAAGAAGAGAAAUUUCAAUUAAAGUUUGAAUAAAGAUGUACUUUCAUGGCAGUAUAUAUAUAUAUA